Menidia menidia (Atlantic silverside) is the source of this 12879-nucleotide messenger RNA. The record is from the annotation of a GenBank genome assembly. NCBI's taxonomy places the organism in Eukaryota, Metazoa, Chordata, Actinopteri, Atheriniformes, Atherinopsidae.
GGCCAUCGCCCUCUGAAAAGCGCGCCUCCCCUGCCCGCCGGUCGCAGUCUGCAGCGGGGGGGCCGGGGAGGACAGGUGGAGGCAUAAACCGGGCACCACCGGCUCUGCUCUGGUCACUUCUGCAGCACUUCUGUCACACGAUCAGCGCCAAACAUGUACGGAUCACGCCAGUCGCUGAACAUGACGCGGAGGGCCGGCUCCAGGGGAGACCUGGACGGCGGAGGGGCCUACCGUUACGCACGGAGCGAGGUGCUGCAGGGAGACGAUCAUGACUCCUACAUGGAUGGAUACAGAGUCGCCACCUUACCAAAUCGCAUGUCUAAGGGAGGCGGAAUGGCAGGCGGAAUUGUACAUGUAGGAGGCGGAAUGGCAGCAGGAAUGGGAGGCGGUACCAUGUCAGGAAUGAGUGUCAGCCAGCUCAGUGCCGUCAACCAGAAGGCUGCAGUCCUGAGGGAGCAGUGCAUCGAGAAUCUGAAGCAGGCCGAGUUCAUCAUUCAGUCUGGUGGCUCCUCGGCCGACGCAGACCACUACAUGGGCAGGGCCAGAGAGGCCAUCGAGAGGCUUAAGAGCUGUGCAGCAGACCUGAAUCACAUGGGACAAUCCUGUGAAAGUGUACUCAGGAGUGUGGAUAUCUGUAUGAGCCAGCUGAAGGGAAUCCACAUGACAUUACCGGGUACUAUGCAAAGGAGGAGGAGCACCAGAAAGAGUUCUGGAGGCAUGGAGGAAUUUGGACCUAGUCGAAGCUUCACAGAUGCCAUGGGCUGGAUUGCACAACAAAAGCGUUUGAUUGAAACGGCUUCGUUUGGAGACGAUUCGACUGCCAUAGAGAAAAACAUCUACGAGCACCAGAUGUUUCACAGCUCCAUCCAGAUGGGUGCCGAGAUGAUAAGAGCCCGAGAUGAGCUGGCAAGGAGAGGCGACAAAGCAAACAGCAAUGUGCUUGAGCGAGAAUGGGACGCCUUAAUGACAAUGUCAUUCGGCCGGACAAAGCAGCUGCAUGACCUCCUGGACAUCAUUCAGGAGAUUUCCAACGAGAUUAUGUGGGUGAAUGAAAAGGAGGAAGAGGAGCUGAUGUUUGACUGGGGAGACAAGAACAUCGGCCAGUACAUUCCCAUCAAGCAGGAGAGCUACUCGAAACUGAUGAGCAUCCUGGAGGACAAAGAGAGGCAGCUAUAUAAACUGCACUCUAAGGCGGAUGCCCUCCUGAAAAACAACCACCCUGCCUCUGACAAGAUUGAGGCAUACAAGGACACAUUACAGACACAGUGGAGUUGGCUUCUUCAAAUUACAAAGUGUAUUGAUGUUCAUCUGAAGGAGAAUGAAGCCUACAGCCAGUUCUUCAAAGAGGCCCAUGACACAUAUGGUGCUUUGCAAAAGGAAAAAGAGAUGAUUCAGAAGACGUUCCAAUGCGAUAAGAACACGUCACUGGAGGACCUACAGGAGCUCCUCAAAGGCAUUGAGAGGGAAAACAACAGGAUUGUAGACUACAGACAGCAGGUGCAACACCUGGUCAACAGGUCGAGGAACAUUGUGAGGCUGAAGCCCAGAAACCCAGAGGAAAAGAAAAGUGAUGUCGUCGUCAGAGCUCUGUGUGACUACAAACAAGACCAGAAAGUGAUCUAUAAGGGUAACGAGGCCAUCCUGAAGGACAACAGCCAGCGCAGCAAGUGGCAGGUGAUAGGCCCUGGAGGCCUGGAUAUGUCCAUACCCUCUGUGUGCCUGAUUGUGCCACCCCCCAACCCACUGAGCAUCCACAUCGCCAAAAAGAAUGAGCAGUUCUAUGAGGCCAUCGUGUCCAUCUGGACCCAGUUGUGCAUCAAUGUGAAGAGUCUCAUCGCUUGGCAGUACUGUCUCUUGGACAUCAAAUACAUCAAUUCCCUUACCAUUUCCAUCUUGUCCAAGAUGCGCCCCGAGGAGUACCGACAAAUCAUCAAGAGGAUGGAGACUCGCUAUGAGGAGUUCAAAGAGACCAGCAAGGGCUCCGAGAUGUUUGUGGAGGAGGACAAGCAGAGCCUGGAGAGCCAGUUUAGUGGAGCUCAGGCACACUAUGACAACCUUGUGGUGCAGCUGCCUACUUACAUUGCAACCCAGCAGCAAAUAGAAAUACAGCAACCUGAGCCACAACAAAUGGCCCAGCUGUACAUAAUACAGCAGCCACAUGUUAUUAUGGGACAAGAGACCAGCGUGUUGGAGGUAGGCCAACAGCAAGUAGAGAUUAAACAACAGGAGCAGGAAACAGAGGUGAAGAAAGAGGUGGUGAGAAAAGAGACGGUUAAAAGGAAGAAUCUGUCGGCUACCAAAACUGAGUCGGUAAAGAGGAAGGAGCUAUCCACCUCCUCCUCGUCCUCCACUUCUGUGUCAUCGCGCACAUUGUCAGAGCUGCACGCACUCAGACUGAAGAUGGAGGCUGCCGAAAGCACGCUGAGUCAGCACAUUCACAUCUGCAUUGGAGACGAGGGGUCGCAAGACUGUAGCUUCAAGAUCUCUCAGUUGGAGACUGUGCAGUAUGACAUCAACUCGCUGCGUAAUGAAUAUCUGCGACUUAAGGAACGAAUAACGAAGGAGCUGGAAGACAUGAAAGAUUUAGAUAAGGCUCAGUUCCUCCGAAACGAGAUUGGAGUGAUCAACCAGAGGUUAAAUAGUCUGGAGGGCAGCUCAUCUGCUUAUAUACAGAGGCUCCGGGCUCUCAGAGACAUGCUGGAGAGUGUGGCACGGGCAGAGGACCUUGUGAAGGUUCAUGAAGCGAGGCUGACAGAAAGAGAGACUACUUCUCUGUCUCCAAGUGAAGUCGAGGAAUACAUGGUGGCCCUGAAGACUAUUAAAGCAGAAUUGGAUCAAAAGAGGGAUGUUCUGGCCUAUAUGGAGACUGAGUUGUCCAAGGCAGCCCACUGGAACAACCAGGUGGGCACCAGCUCCCACAGGUGUGACAUGAUGCUGUCAAAAUACACAGAGCAGGUGGGCCUGCUGUCUGACCGCUGGAGACGAUUACAUGGACAGAUUGACACCAGACUGCAGGAUCUGCAGCUAUAUCUGCCACAGCUGCACCACUACAAGCAAACCAGCACCACCCUGUUUGAAUGGAUUAAUGCCACUCGGAAAACACAGGAAGCCCUGCAGGCCACGAAGAUAGACAGCGUCCAAACACUAAAAGACCACAUUAACAACCUUAAGGCCCUGAACUAUGAAAUCAAAACAAAGAAGGAGACAGUAGACAGUGUGCUUAAAGACAAUAUAGCCUGUGUGAAUGCUAUCAAGGACUAUGAAACAGACCUCGCCUCGUACUCCUCUGGUUUGGAAACUCUGCUAAACAUCCCCAUAAAGAGGACAAUGCUGAGGUCCCCUUCAAUGGAACUUAACCAAGAGGCUACACUGCUUCAAACACGGUAUAUGGAAUUGAUGACGAUGUCUGGAAAUUACCUCAAAUUCCUAGGAGAGUUGCUCAAAAACAUGGAAGAUCUUAAGAUGCGUAACACUCAAAUUGACCUCCUUGAAGAAGAACUCCGUCUUCUUAAGGAGAACAUGGAGGACUGCAACGCCAAGAACAAAUCCCUAGAAGAUGAGGUUGCUCAAUACCAGCUGGAGCUGUCCCAGUCCCAAACCCAGCUGCUGUCGCUGGAAGAAGUGAAGCAAACCACGGCAUUGGAGUGCAGCGCCACCAAGGACAGCCUGGACUCCACUCAGACUCAGCUGGCAGACCUCAGGGACCAGGUGACACGUCUCGAAUAUUUGCUGAAAGAGGAAAGGAGGAAGACAAAGUUGGCUGAGGAGCGCUACACUCAACAGCAAGACGAGUAUGAAUCAGUGCUGAGGAAGAGGCAGAACGAGCUGGAGACGGUCAGCUGGUCCAAAGUGGAAGUGGAGAAGAGUGUAUCUAAUAAAGACCAUGAGAUUGAGCAGCUGCGGCGGCAGCUGGCAGAGGAAGCAGCACGAAUCAAGGAGCUGCAGAUGGAGAUAUCAAAGGUAAGGGUCCAGUUCAGUUCAGAGAUCAGUAGCUUAAAGCUGAGCUACGAAUCCCAGAUCCAGACUAGCCAAACAGACAUCCAAAGGCUGGUGGCUCAGAGGGAUGAUGAUUCAGCUGAAACCCAGCUGUACAAUGAGAGGAUGGAGGCAGAGAGAAGGAAUCUGGAGGAGGAACUCAGGAGGCUGAGGAUUUCUGUCAGCCAUGCUGAGGAGCAAAGAAAGAUGGCCGAGAAGGACGCCGACACACAGCAGGCUUUACUCAUAGAGGAGGGAUGCAAGAGGAGGGAAGUGGAGAAUCAGGUGGAGGUGCUAAUGAGGCAGAGAGAUGAAGAACGCAGCCAAUACAGAGAAGAACUGGCUGAGCUCAUGAAGGCCCUGCAAGAGAAGAAUGACCAGCUGAUUUAUGUUACACACAGUGUAGAGGAGGAGACACGUAGAAGGAAGACCUUGGAAGAGGCGCAGCUUGUGCUCGAGCAGUCUUUGGCACAACUGCAGGUGAAGCUCACCUCUUCUUCAAAGUCCGCAACCCAACUGAGGGAGUGUGAGGAGGAGCUUCAGAAAACCCGUUUUGAGCUGGAGAGAGAAAGCAAGGAGAGAAGCAGAGUAGAACAAAACAUGAACAGGUUACAGGGGCGCAUCAAGGACCUGCAGGCUGUAAGGGACGGGCUGGAGAGCCAGGUGGAGAAUCUGAGGAAAGCUAAGCAGGAGGAGGUGGGCAGAAGAAAGCAGGCUGAAGCAGAACUUGAAAAGACUGCCAUGACCACAGCAGAGUACACCAGCACCAUCACAGCACUGCGCCAGAGCCAAGAACAAAUCAGCAUGGCAGAAAAGACGGGCACAGAAGAGCGUCUUAGGCUGCAGGGGGAGCUAGAAAAAAGUUUAAGACAAAACCAAACAUCUGCUGAGCGCAUCACUCAGCUGUGCACUGAACUGACAAACCUCAAGCAGCAGCUGUUUCAGGAGAAAAGCCAACUGAAAGAGGCAAACAGCAGAUACGACGGCCUUUGCAAGACUAUCGAAGAAAAGAGUAAGAAGCUUAAUGAGAACUCUGUUGAGCUUCAGAGGCUGAAGGAGGUGAUAGAAAACCUGACCAAAGAAAGGCUGAGGUUGGAGGAAGAGCUGAGGGCAACACGACAUGAUAAGGAGGAGGCUCUGAGAUCCAAAAAGGGGAGUGAUGAUGAGCUCUCUUCACAGAUUACAGCUCUGGAGCUGCAGCUUCAAGCCAGCGAGCGCAGUAACGUCGACUAUCGCAACCUGGUCUCAGAUCUCUCCUCUGAGAGGGAGAAUCUCAAGCAGGAGACAGAAAAAACGCAAAAGCAGGUCACAGAGAUAAGAACCACGAUGCAGUCCAUUCAGUCCCAGUACAAUGACAUUUUAAAUGAGAGAGAUGCUUUGUUGCUGAAACUACAAAGGCUGGAAAAGGACAAAGAAGACAUGAAGAGAGUAGAGGAAGACCUCAGCCGCAUUAAACUAUCUCUUGAUUCUGAGAUACGCAAUAAACAGUGUCUUCAAGACGAGAGCGAAAGGAUGAAGAGAGAUUUAAGUUACUGGAAAGACCAAUGUGAUGGUAAACAGGGGCUGAUCAGACAGUAUGAUACCGACAAGGAGCUUCUUGAGAGGGAGAAGAAUUCUCUAAAAAGUGAGAUUGAGAGGCUGAUGAGAGAACUCAGGCAGCUUGAGGAGACAUAUAAAAGUAAACUGUCAGCCCUGCAGAAAGAAUUGCAGGAGACAACAAUUAUUAGACAAACCAUGGAGACUGAGCUGAAGAAAUCCAGGGAGCCCCCAACCUUGGACCCUUCCUCUGUGGUUUUUGAUGGAGUCCGCAAACCUGUUACAGCUGACCAGUUGCUUGACUGUGGGGUUUUGGACAAACCGACGCUUAGCCAACUUGUAAAGGGACAUAGUACAGUUUCUGACGUUUCCAAAGUAAAGAAAGUCAGUCUGAAAGGCACAGGUCCAAUAGCUGGGGUGGUAAUUGAGGGUCCGGGGUCUAGCACUGGACCCCUUCACAAACUGACAUUCACCGAAGCUAAGAAAGCGAAUCUUGUCCCACCAGAUAGUGUUGACUUGCUUCUGGAUGCACAAGCUGCCACUGGCCACAUAAUUGACCCGAGAACUAAUCAGAAGCUAACAGUUGAAGAAGCCUAUAACCAAGGUGUUAUCGAUGAUGAGGACAAAGAGAGGUUGCUAGCAGCUGAGGCUGCUGCUGUAGGAUACAGUGGACCUGGCACAAACAAACCACUCUCAGUAUUCCAGGCCAUGAAGAAGGGACUAAUUGACAAGAACACAACAUUGCGUCUGUUACAAGCUCAGGAGUCUGUGGGUGGGGUUCUGGAUCCCAUACUCAGCGUCUUCCUUCCUAGAAGCACAGCCAUUGAACGUAACCUUAUUGAUGAUAAAAUGUGUGAAGUUUUAAAUCAAAAGCCUGAGCUAUACUUGGACCCGGAAAAUGAGGAAGGUACAACCUACAUGUCAAUGAAAAGGAGAUGCAGGAUAGAACCACACACAGGUCUUCUGCUCCUACCUGUUCCUGAGAAGGUAGAUGCCUCUAAACUUGUCUUUGAGGGCGUUCGUAAACCUGUCACUGCAAAACAGCUGCUCGAUUGUGGUGUCUUGGACAAGCCAACAUUUAAAGAUCUAGAAAAGGGAAACAAAACUCUCCCAGAAGUGUCAGUGGAUAAAAACAUCAACCUUAAAGGCACUGGGCCCAUUGCUGGUGUGGUAGUUGGCAAAGCUGGAAAAAUGUCUUUGUCUGAAGCCAAAAAGAAAAUGCUAAUACCUGCUGAAAGUGCAGAUUUGCUACUGGAAGCUCAAGCUGCCACUGGUCACAUCAUUGACCCCAAAGCUAAUAAGAAAUUAACAGUAGAUGAGGCUUGUGCCAAAGGUCUUGUUGACAUGAAUGAUCGGGACAGAUUAUUAGAGGCAGAGGCUGCUGCUAUUGGCUAUAAAGACCCGAACAUAGCUAAGCCAAUAUCGGUAUUUCAGGCCAUGAAGAAAGGACUGAUUGACAACAGCAGUGGACUGCGGCUGCUACAGGCCCAGGAGUCAGCAGGAGGCAUUCUAGAUCCAAACCUCAGUGUGUUCCUCCCUGAAGACACAGCAAUACAGCGUAACCUUUUGGAUAAAGACCUUUGCUAUGCUCUUAGUCAGAACCCUGAAUGUUAUCUUGACCCAGAAACAGAGCAAGAAACCAGUUACAAAGCGCUCAAGAAAAGAUGCAAAAUAGAACCUCACACAGGUCUACUACUACUGCCAAUCACUGAGAAGCUUGAUCCUUCUAAACUGAUGUUCGAUGGUGUGCGGAAGCCAGUGUCGGCCCAGCAUCUACUGGAUUGUGGAGUCCUUGAUAAGCCAACAUUUAACCAGCUCUUGAAAGGAGAGAAAACUGUCCCAGAAGUUUCUGAGGAUAAAAAGAUCCCUCUAAAGGGGACAGGAUCGAUUGCUGGUGUGGCAGUUGGGCCUUUGGGAAAACUGUCUUUGACAGAGGCCAAAAAACAAAUGCUCAUCCCCUCGGAGAGUGCAGACCUACUGCUGGAAGCCCAGGCAGCUACUGGCCACAUCAUUGACCCCAAGUCGAACCAGAAAUUGACAGUAGAGGAAGCAUGUCUGAAGGGAGUGGUGGACAAGAGUGAUCGUGAUAAGCUGUUAGCAGCAGAAGCUGCUGCUGUGGGUUAUCGGGAUCCUCUCACAGCACAUCCUCUAUCAGUAUUUGAGGCAAUAAAGAAGGGAUUGAUUGACAAAAAGACCGGACUGCGGCUACUACAGGCUCAGGAGUGUGCAGGGGGCAUUCUAGAUCCAAACCUCAGUGUCUUCCUCCCUAGAGACACAGCUAUACAGCGUAAUCUCCUUGAUGCAGACCUGUGUCGGGCACUUAACCAGAAGCCUGAGUGCUAUAUUGACCCAGAAACAGAGCAAGGGGCCAGCUAUGGAGAUUUGAAGAAGAGAUGCAAAACAGAGUUUCAGACAAGUCUGAUGCUUUUGCCAGUCCCUGAGAGGAAAGACCCUUCUAAACUGAUGUUUGAAGGUGUGCGCAAGCCAGUGUCGGCACAGCAGCUACUGGAUUGUGGAGUCCUUGAUAAGCCAACAUUUAACCAGCUCUUGAAAGGAGAGAAAACUGUCCCAGAAGUUUCUGAGGAUAAAAGGAUCCCUCUAAAGGGGACGGGAUCAAUUGCUGGUGUGGCAGUUGGGCGUUUGGGAAAAAUGUCUUUGACAGAGGCCAAAAAGCAAAUGCUCAUCCCCUCGGAGAGUGCAGACUUACUGCUGGAGGCCCAAGCAGCUACAGGCUACAUCAUUGAACCCAAGUCGAACCAGAAAUUGACAGUAGAGGAAGCAUGUCUGAAGGGAGUGGUGGACAAGAGUGAUCGUGAUAAGCUGUUAGCAGCAGAAGCUGCUGCUGUGGGUUAUCGGGAUCCUCUUACAGUACAUCCUAUAUCAGUAUUUGAGGCAAUAAAGAAGGGAUUGAUUGACAAAAAGACCGGACUGCGUUUACUUCAGGCUCAGGAGUGUGCAGGGGGCAUUCUAGAUCCAAACCUCAGUGUCUUCCUCCCUAUAGACACAGCUAUACAGCGCAAUCUCUUGGAUGCAGACCUGUGUCGGGCACUUAAACAGAAGCCUGAGUGCUAUGUUGACCCAGAAACAGAGCAAGGGGCAAGCUAUGGAGCUUUAAAGAAGAGAUGCAAAACAGAGUUUCAAACAAGUCUGAUGCUUUUGCCAGUCCCUGAGAGGAAAGACCCUUCUAAACUGAUGUUUGAAGGUGUGCGCAAGCCAGUGUCAGCACAGCAGCUGCUGGAUUGUGGAGUCCUUGAUAAGCCAACAUUUAAUCAGCUUUUGAAAGGAGAGAAAACUGUCCCAGAAGUAUCUGAGGAUAAAAAGAUAUUUCUUAAGGGAUCUGGACCUAUUGCGGGGGUCGUGGCUGGACGUCAGAGUGAGCUGUCAUUUUCAGAAGCUAAGAUGCAACAAAUAAUGUCAGAAAAAAGUGCAGACUUACUGCUGGAAGCACAGGCAGCCACGGGUCACAUCAUCGACCCCAGGACUGGGCUCAAACUGACAGUAGAGGAAGCAUGUGUCAAAGGAGUGGUGGAUGUCAAAGAUCGGAACAGGCUAUUGGCAGCAGAGGGUGCAGCUAUUGGUUUCAAGGAUCCAUGUGAUUCCAAGCCUAUUUCAGUGUUUGAGGCCAUGACGAGGAAACUAAUUGACGAGAAAACUGGGUUGCGUCUGCUGCAGGCUCAAGAGUCAGUUGGAGGAAUUCUGGAUCCCAAUCUUAGUGUAUUUUUACCUAAAGACAAAGCUUUUAAGCGCAACCUUUUAGAUGAAACACUCCUUAAUACCCUAACGAGAUGUCCUGCUUGUUAUAUUGACCCAGAAACUGAGCAUGAUGUCAGCUAUGGGGCUUUGAAGAAAAGAUGUAAAAUAAACACUCACACAGGCAUACAUAUUUUGCCAGUUUCAGAGAAGUUUGACCCCUCCAAAUUAAUCUUUGAAGGUGUACGCAAAACAGUCACUGCACAGCAGCUACUUGAUUGUGGAAUCCUGGACAAACCAACAUUCAAUCAACUAAUGAAAGGAGAGAAAACUGUCUCAGAGGUUUCUGUGGAUAAAAAGGUAUUUCUCAAGGGCACAGGGUCAAUUGCUGGUGUGGUGGCUGGACCUUUAGGGAAGAUGUCUGUCACAGAGGCGAAGAAACAAAAAAUAAUGCCAUCCAGCUGUGCUGAUAUGCUUCUGCGUGCUCAGGCAGCCACAGGUCACAUUAUCGACCCAAAGACAAAUCAGAAACUCACAGUAAAAGAAGCAUGUGCCAGAGGAGUAGUGGAGAAGGAGGAUGAAUCAAUGUUGCUUGCGGCUGAGGGUGCCGCUAUAGGUUACAAAGACAUGAACACCGGGAAACUCCUGUCAGUUUGCCAGGCAAUGAGAAAGGGAUUACUUGAUAAGGACACAGCUUUACAUCUGAUUCAGGCACAAGAGUCUGCUGGAGGUGUUUUGGACCCCUCACUCAGUGUCUUCCUGCCCAGAGACAGAGCAAAGGAUCGAGAUCUCAUUGAUGACCAUAUAUACCAGGCUUUGACUAAAAAUCCAGAGUGCUACCUUGACCCAGAUACCCAACAACCAACUACCUAUAUAUCACUGAAGAAAAAAUGCAAAGUUGAUCUCAGCACAGGUCUUUUGCUCCUCCCCAAACCUAAAACACCUGUAACUGUUCAAGGACUCAGAAAGCCAGUGUCUGUUAUAGAUCUAGUGGAUGCAAACCUUCUGGAACCCUCAAAUAUUGAUCAAUUGAAUGAAGGUAAACUGACAAGCCAAGACGUUGAAGACCGUCUACACUCAUACCUCAGGCGCUCCACUUGCAUAGCAGGACUUUACGACGAGGCCAGUGAUAAGGUGUUGACAGUCCAUCAGGCCAUGAAAAAUGGACUGCUGAGAUAUGGCACCGCUUUGGAGCUGCUUGAAGCCCAGGCUGCCUCAGGUUUUAUAGUUGAUCCCAUUAAUAACCUCUAUCUGACAGUUAAUGAGGCCUACGACAGGCAAAUGUUUGGAGCAGAAUAUAAGGACAAACUUUUAGCAGCAGAAAGAGCUGUGACUGGAUACAUAAUGCCUGGAACAGAUAAGAUACUCUCCAUCUUUCAGGCCAUGGACAAAGGUCUUGUGGAAAAAGGUCAUGGCAUUCGUCUACUAGAGGCCCAGAUUGCCAGUGGUGGCAUCAUUGAUCCCGAACACAGCCAUCGUAUUGAUGUGAAUGUGGCCUACAACCGAGGUUACUUUGAUGAGGGAAUGAACAAGAUCCUGACCGAUGAGAGUGAUGAUACUAAAGGUUUCUUUGACCCAAAUACAGAGGAAAACCUAACCUAUCUGGAACUUAAAAAACGCUGUAUACUAGAUAAGAAGACUGGCCUUUUUCUGUUACCUAUCAUUGAAAAGAAGAAGCAAGAGUCAACCUCAAAAAACACCCUUAGAAAGAGGAGGGUGAUAAUUGUGGAUCCAGAAACUGAUAAAGAGAUGACAAUCCGUGAAGCGUAUGACAAAGGGUAUAUUGACUACGAGACCUUCCAGGAGUUAUCUGAGCAGGAGUCUGAAUGGGAAGAGAUCACGAUCACUGCUCCAGAUGGUUCCACAAAGUUUGUUAUUAUUGACAGAAAAACUGGAAGACAGUAUGACAUCUCUGAACUCCUUGAAAAGCGAGUGAUUGAUGUUUCAGUUUUCCAGCAGUACCGCUCACGGAGCAUCAGUCUCCAUCAGUUUGCUGAAAUCAUCGCGGAUAAGACCAAACAUCAGUCAUCAUCUGUGUCAACUUCAAUGUCCUCAGCAUCCUCAGAAACAUCUUCAGCGAACCCAUCAUCAGCUUCAACUUCAAGAACAUCGGGGUCUUUUGGAGAGUCUUCUAGUACGUCAUCAACUUCAAGAAAUUCGGAAACUUUAAGUGCUGCAUCCCUGACAUCGUCCUCGUCUUCGUCAGCAUCGACACUUGUGUCAAGACCCUUAUCGCCUACUUUCACCAAAACAACCACAACAAAAAUUACCACAGUCACAAAAGAAAACACCAUUCCCAGCUCUAUUACUGAGGAAUCUCCUGAUUCCUUGAAGCAUAUAUCCAGUGUGUCUGUCACUCUGUCCUCUCCUGUUGAGACAGUGGGUGAGCUGGAACCAGUGGGUGCCAUUUUUGACUCAGAGACUUUAGAGAAGAUAUCAAUCACAGAGGCUUUGAAUCGUGGUCUAGUGGAUUCAAUCACCGCGCAGAGACUGCUUGAGGCCCAAGCUUGCACAGGAGGUAUUGUCAAUCCCACAAAUGGGCAAAGGAUCAGUAUUCAAGAGGCCUUUCGCAUCGGAAUAAUAACUCCCGAUAUGUCCAAUAAACUGAAGCCUGCACAGAAAGCCUACAUCGGUUUCGAGGAUGUAAAAGCCCGGAGGAAGAUGUCAGUUGCUGAGGCUAUGAAGGAAAUGUGGCUUCCCUAUGAAGCAGGACAGAGAUUCAUGGAAUUUCAGGUUGUAACAGGGGGGCUUUAUGACCCUGAAAUGAGGUGCAGAAGAAGCAUACAGGAUGGUUUAAAGAUGGGCUGGUUGGAUGGGAGUACAGCUCAGAGGCUCCAAGACAUCAAACACCAUGCAAAGAACCUAACAUGCCCCAAAAGUAAACUAAGAAUCUCUUACCUAGAGGCUCUGGAAAACUGCCUGUCGGAGGAGGGUACUGGGGUGAAAAUGCUCCAGGCUUCAUCUAUGUCUUCUAGGGGGAUCAGUAGUCCAUACAAUGUCGCCUCUGCUCCAGGAUCCACCACAGGCUCCAGGAGUGGCUCUCAGCGAUGCUCCCGCAGGGGAAGUUUGGACCUAGGCUCCUCAUACACAACACAAAACUUCCUGAGCUUCACCAGCUUCUCGUCCGCAAAAUAAGUCAAAACCAGGACUCAACUGCUUUUUUGUCCUUUUGCAAAUUAACCAGAAUUUGCAAUGACACUUUUGGGAUACAGAAAAUUACUAAAAGGUUUGGAUUUGUGUGUGCAUGGAGGAUCAUUAUUCUUAACACUUCUUAUCUUCUUAGACUCAUGCUUUGGUGAUGCUGUGUUUAAAAUAUUGUAAUUAAAAUAAUGGUAAAGAAAACAUACAAAACGAGUUUCGUGACAAUGAACCAAAGAAUUAAUGGAGGCCUCAUUAUGGUAUUUGAAUAGGCUGAAUUGAGGAAUGAUUGUCUUUUUUUUUCUUGCUAUUUGGAAUCUAUUUUUCUAAGCCUUUAUAACAAAUGUACUUUACUUGUAUUACAUUACAUGGAUUUUAUGUUAUCUCCUAAAAUAUAAUCUGUUCUUUUCCUGUAGUAAAGGGUUCUAAAUUUUGGUUUUAUUUUUUCCAAAUAAAUUGUUAAACAUGUUUCUGUUUCAUUUAUACAUCCAGUUCCGUAACUACUUUUUAUUAUCUCCAAAUAAAACUUUGGCUCCUGUG